Molecule: messenger RNA, 468 nt
Organism: Cyanidioschyzon merolae strain 10D
Lineage: Eukaryota; Rhodophyta; Bangiophyceae; Cyanidiales; Cyanidiaceae
Exons: 1
Coding region: 1-468 (155 amino acids)
Source: RefSeq, a predicted model, not a curated record
AUGGCUUCCUUGAGUUUCGGAGCGCUCGGUUUGGUGUCUUGUUCGCAGAUAGCUGUCCAGGUAUUCGUGAGAGGUGCGGCAGAUCUGCAAGAUCUCUUGAACAAUGAACCGCUUGCAUGGAGCGACGUUCUAGCGCGACAGGGCAACUCGAAGCCCCGUUCGCCUUCUGCGGAGCGCACAAUUGCCAGAGCUCGGGCUGGCGGCAUCGGAGGCCGCGCGACCCCUCGGGACGGCUCUGAGUCUUAUCUUGAUCGUGUGCCCAAGCAAAGAAAGCCUUGGGACCUGCAGGGGCAGUGGAAAGAUAAGCUGAGCGGUGCGGGCCCGAAGUCAAACCCUUUCGGCACAACGGCAACGCUGGAAGAUGUGCUCAGCAAGGUGCCCAGCCGUAAAACUGGUGUCGGUGGCUCUUGGGCUCGUUUAGCCCCUCGUCGCCCCGCUGGCUUUGAUAAUAGGCAGUUUGGGGAUUGA